AUGAAUACAUUUUUGAAGAUGAUUACGUAAUUCGAUGGAUUCUUUGUUGCUUUCAAUGUUUCAUUUGGACUAUUUGAAUAAAAGAUAUUUUUUAAAUCUUUUUGUGGAGGGAUAGCAAGUAUAAUAAUCUUAACAUUCAUAUUGGUCUACUCAUUAAAUUAAUUAGUUAUAUGGGGAUCAGGUGAGAUGAUUUAUAAAGUAUCAUCACAAUAAAAAACAAUAAUUGAAGGAAGUGAUUUGGAGUAGCUUUUUUAAAAUAGUAAUCCAAUUCAAACAGUUGAAAUAGAGUUCCUAAGUAAAAUAAAUGCAUUUAACAAUAAUAAUAUGAUCAUGAUCCCUUUGCUUUAUAUUUAAUAAGAAGAUGAAAUGUAUGCUUUGUUUUUUGAUGAUGAAUAAGAAAAUUCUAAUUAUUUAAUGGUUGAUUUAGAUAAAUUACUUUAUAAUUCUUUUAAUAUAAUUUUUGUUAAAUGUAUUGGGAAUGAAUAUUAUUUAGAUGAAUCUCAAAAAUGCGCUAGUCAAGAAGCUAGUGAUGAAUUUUUUAAUUAACGUGGAUUAUUAUCAUUUGUUAAUAUAUAUUAUCAAGAAUUUGAUUUUUCAAGAAAAACUUACGAAGAUUAUUAUUCAUCUAUUAAAUUACCAUUAGAUCCAAGUUUAAGCAGUGAAUUGCAAAUUUUAACAAAUUUUGAAUUAACAGAAAUAAAUUCAGGAUUUUUAUUUUAAACAAAAGAAGAAUAUUUAAUAAACUCAGGAUGUUAGUCUUAAAUUUACACUUAUUCACCAAAUUAUCAUAAUUAAUUAUAUUUGGAAGGUUAUAAUGCUACAAAUAUUGUUGGUACUGUUUUUUUAGAAAUUAAUACAUCCAUUUUUUAUGUAAGAAAUUAAUAUCCAACAAUAAGUGAGGUUUUGGCAAAUAUUGGUUCUAUUAUAUAGACAAUAUUAUUAAUUAGAUAUUUAUUUUAUAUUUUGAAUAGAAAAUAAAUGAAUUCCUUUAUUAAAUCCACAUUGUUAUAAGAUUAUUAUCCAGAACUAAAAGAUUUAAAGGAAAUAAAUAAAAAAAACUCUUGUUAAUUAAAUGAUAAAGAUAUAAGUAAAAUAAGCAUUAAGAAAUUUCAAAAAUAAGUUGAUGAAAUGUUAAAUUAUAAAUUGGAUUAUAUAAAUUUAAUUUAUGAAUUACAUCAAAUGUAAAAGAUUUUAUAAUUGAUUUGUCCAGCAGAUAUACUUUUAAAAAUUCAUAAAAAUGAUUCUAAAUUAAAUAUUCAACCUGAUCCGGAAUCAAAUACAUUUAGCAUUUAAAAUAAAUGGUCUUAAUUUGAAGAUUAUGAAGACAUCUUAAAUAAAAAUUAUUUAGAUCCAUUUUUCUUUAGCUAUUAUUGGAAAGCAAAAAAAAAAUUAGAAAUUAUAGAUAUCAAAUCAUCCCUAAAAAGUGAAAAACCACAAAAAAUAUGUUAACCUUCUAAUAUCUAAGAAAAUGUGUUAUCAGCUAAUGAUCUAUUAAAAGUUUAAAAUAAUAAAAUUGUACAUGAAGAUCAUAAUUUAAUUAUAUAAAAUUGA
Messenger RNA from Paramecium sonneborni, 1551 nucleotides. NCBI's taxonomy places the organism in Eukaryota, Ciliophora, Oligohymenophorea, Peniculida, Parameciidae. The record is from the annotation of a GenBank genome assembly.